This is a messenger RNA of Prunus armeniaca (apricot), 966 nucleotides long. The record is from the annotation of a GenBank genome assembly. NCBI's taxonomy places the organism in Eukaryota, Viridiplantae, Streptophyta, Magnoliopsida, Rosales, Rosaceae.
AUGGGACGACCCGCACUUAUCGACCUCGGCCUCACCAUCAGCUAUCGCACCCUCACACUGAAGUUCAGAACUCCCCAUGGGGUCGGCGCGAUACAGGGCGACCAGACUUCGGGACGAAACUGCUACGUCUCCGCCCUGAGAGGCAGAAAUAUUCCGGGGGAGACCCUCGUCGCAAGCGCCGGUCACCGCCCUCCUGAAUACAACCCGACCAGCGGCUACCGGCCACGACGCCAUGAGAGACCCAUGACAAUCACGGCUGGCAUAGCUCGGAGGGACGCCCCCAACGUCUUGCUUGAGAAACGGAGCCCUGUGAACAUCCUUUUUUCCUCGGCCUUGCCAGGGCUCGGGCUGGAAUCCCGAGUGCUUUUCCCUGCCAACGGCCGGCUGUAUUCUUUCGACGGAACGCAAGUGCGCGUCCUCGGCUACCUCAACCUCCUGGCCUCGAUAGGGCUUCUCUCGGCACAGGCCGGGAUGGUGGCAUGCUUCUUGAUAGUCGACCACCCGAGCCCAUACCUAGCGAUCUUCGGUCACCCUCUCUUGUGGACUCUGCGUGUCACUUUGUGUUACUACACACGAACGCUGCGCCUCCCCACGUUCCGGGGAACGACAACGAUAUUCGCCGAUCACCAGGGAGACAACAACCCUGUGUGCACCCUCUCCGCCGAAGGCCCACUACUCGGGCCCAUAGAAGACCCCCGAGAAGAAUGCCCGCGACCCCAACCGCUUGAAGACCUGGAAACCGUAGUCAUAUCCAAUGACCACCCGGACCAACCGGCCUCGGUCCCGCCGACCGCACCAGCCUCCUCGACUUCCUACGGAGCCACUCCGACUGCUUCGCAUGGUCGCAUGCCGAUCUACCAAGGAUUGACCCCCAGGUCAUCACGCACUGUUUGGGUAUCAAUCCGGAAGCCCGACCGAUCCGGCAAAAGCGUCGACCUUAUGACAACGUUCGGUAUUCCGCCAUGA